AGACGAAGAAGAAGAAGAAGGGACAGCAGUAGGAAAAAGAUUGUCGAUUAAGGUCAAUCGAAGUUGAUAGCUGCUUCUCGGGCAAAUCUUAGAGUGGAGAAACAUUAAAGAAGUUGUUUUUUUACCUUUUACUUUCUAUCUUACACCAUUGGAGUGAAUGUUACAAGUUGAACUGUUGAUCUGUUCACUUAUGCUACUGCACACCUCAACUUUAAAUUACCUUAUUAAAAGUGACUAUCAGUGACUAAAAACUAAACUCGGUUGUUAUUAUUAAGUGUGUAGGGGUGUAUCGAUGAAUAAUUAUUAUAAAUUUAAAUACAUCUUGGGUAUGAAUAGAUAAAAAUAUGAUGAUUACCGCAAUAUUGUUCAAGAUCUAAAGCUCUGACGGUAUAAUAGUAAUAGUAAUAAUAUAAGGGUGUGAGGGUAUAAGAGUAUAAAAAGUAUAAAAAGUAUAAAAAGUGGUUAUAUACAUAUAAAGAUAUAAAGAUGCAGUGUGAUGGGUGACGCCUCGAGCACUAUUGAAAUUUUAUGACGAGACGAAAAAGAAAAAAAAAAAAAUGAAAAAAAUGACAACGCAAGCUCUAAGCGCAAGAGAUGUAACAAGUUACUGGUUUAUAGGCGUCACCCUAGUGUGACUCCUCGUCAGAUCAGGAUUGCACAGGAUAAAUUAUUAAUUAAUCACUUGAUUUAGUUUUUAAAUCAUUUUUAUUUUAUUAUUUAUCGUUAUUAAAGACUUUAAACUCAACACUCACCAUCACUGUUCCAGAUACCCUCGGCAGUCGACACUUUCCAGCUGGAUAUCAAUCUCCAAAAUACCGGAUCGGAUAGGAUAAUAAAUUCAAUAAAAUUAUUAUGAUAAAAAUCAAGAGUCGAGAUGGUAAAUUUUGGGCAAAGCCUUCCAAGAUUUCGUGAUUGAAAUAAAUAAAUCAGUUGAAUCAAAGCAGAAUAAAAAAGUCAAUUGGUGAUUGAUGAUUGGUAUGAUUGAUAGUCUUAGAUAAAGGCUUAAUUAAUAAAGAUAUGGGAAGACGCUUAGCCAAAAGUUAUUCAAUGACAGAUGGGGGGAACAUAUCUUACGAGCACCUAGAGAAUCCGUACCCCGACAAUCCAAUAGCAGACUUAUCGGCAACUACUUCUUCAAGUGGACUCCCAGAGCUGCUAACAACUGGAGCCGGUGAAUUUACCAAAAAUAAAGUCUAUGGAGAAGAGAAUGGAGGAAGUGGAUUAUCUGGGAUUGAAUUUGGAAUUGGAAUCGGGUGGAGCAAUGAUUCUGGAUUAAUAACCUCGACAACCACCAAUAAUAUUAUAAUAAAUGGCAGUAAAAUUAACGGUGGAGAUGGUGAAAGUGGAGGUGGUGGAGGGGGUGCAAGUAAUUUAAGUAGCUCGAUAACGGAUAACUAUACCUCAAUAUCCGACCUGUUUGUAUUCAGCGAUCUAAAUGACUAUAUAAACAGGUUGAAUUACAGUGGGUUUGGGAAUUUGAGCAGCUACUACGAGGGAGGUGUCGUUGCUGGUCUCAAUCUGACUGGUACAGUUAACGCCAGUUGCCUGUCUCUAUCAACUUUGUCAUCUCUCUCGUCAAUAAAUCAAACAAUCGGGGUAAUACCGGGUGGGAGUGUUGUCUCCGUGGGUGGUCAGUGCAGUGGUUCUGAAGAUCAAGAGUCCGAUGUUAAUAAUUGGUGGGCUUUGAUACUCGUUAUCGUACCUUGUCUCACUUUAUUCGGAAAUGUACUCGUAAUACUCGCCGUAUUUAGAGAACGCACUUUACAAACAGUUACCAAUUACUUUAUUGUUAGUCUAGCCCUCGCUGAUUUACUUGUUGCGGUUGUGGUUAUGCCUUUCGCAGUUUACGUUUUGGUGAAUGGCGCAUGGGCAUUGUCGGCAUUUAUUUGUGACUUUUAUAUCGCAAUGGAUGUGACGUGCAGCACAAGUUCAAUAUUUAAUUUAGUAGCAAUAUCAAUAGACAGGUACAUAGCUGUGACACAGCCUAUAAAAUAUGCCAAACACAAAAACAGCACCAGAGUAUGGAUGACUAUACUUUUGGUGUGGGCAAUAUCUGCUGCGAUUGGCAGUCCAAUAGUUCUCGGCCUAAAUAAUACACCAGAGCGUCAGCUAGAUUUGUGCGUCUUUUACAAUUCUGAUUUUAUUAUCUACUCAAGUCUCUCGAGCUUUUAUAUUCCCUGUAUUAUUAUGGUUUUCUUGUACUGGAAUAUUUUCAAGGCACUUCGAAUACGUGCUGCUAAAGCAAGAGCUCACAAAAAAUCUAAUUUACGAGAUAUCAAACCAAAUAGUAUAAUUGAAAACGUAAUACAUACCCAACGUGUUUAUUCUGUCGCAAGGUUUGCGGAGACGGCACUGGGAACAGCCACUCUUGUGGCGCCGGUACAUGAAGAGCCGACAAAUACAGCCUCCGGUAGCAAUGAGGACGAGGACGAGACACCCGUUGACCCGGUAGUUGUCAUAUCAAAUGACAAGAGCGCUGAAUUUUUCAUGGCUACGGUCGUCGAGGAAGCUGCAGUCGUUGCUAAGGCACAUUUGACUAGCUCUAAUUCAACCAGGAGCGAUUCUAACAAUCUGUGUCUUGAGGAUGCUGUGAGCAGCACAAUGGAGGGGAAUUCAAGCCCGAGUCCAAACCCGAGGACAACCUCUGCACCGUCCUCCUCGACCUCGUCCUCGCCUCCGCCUCUUAGGAGUGCUACCCAGAUUAAAAAAACCACCAACGGUCUGAACAAGCAAGGACUCAAGAAACUCAAGAGCACUGGGUCACUUUUGCCGGCGCAAUUCAAACGCAGCCGUAGUGUCCUUAAUGUCGGAACCGGGCCCGGCGUAACAGCUGGAGGAGGCCCCGACAAAGUUAAAAAUUACAAAAAGCCCAGCGACAGCACCUCCAGAUUCACGAUAUAUAAAGCCAACAAAGCCAGCAAGAAGAAGCGAGAAAAAAGCUCCGUCAAGAAAGAACGAAAGGCCACUAAAACACUCGCCAUUGUGCUUGGAGUUUUUUUAAUAUGCUGGGUGCCAUUUUUUACUUGCAAUGUGAUGGACGCGCUGUGUUCCAAACUGAAAAUGGACUGUCAGCCUGGUGUAACAGCUUUCAUCGUCACCUCUUGGCUGGGCUACAUGAAUAGCUUUGUAAACCCAGUGAUCUACACAGUCUUCAAUCCGGAAUUUCGAAAAGCCUUCCGUAAACUUAUGAGGAUCUAAAUUAUUAUUAACAUCAGUCAGUAGUCACCUUUUUGUACACUAUUCUAAUAAUAAUAAAUAAUAAAAUUAGUAAUCUAAUAAAUUUCCUGAUUGACACUUUAAUGACAAAAUAUUUUUAUUUUUCGAGACAGAAAUAAAAACAUCCGAUUGAAAGUAUAAAUAAUAAUAAAGAUAAAUACAAUUUUUUGUACGUAUUUAAUAGAUACUGCGUAUGGUUGAUUGAGUCCAGGUUGUGUCGAGAUUACCCAACAUAUUUUAUUAACAUAUAUAAAUAUAUAUAUAUAUAUAUAU
Cotesia congregata is the source of this 3489-nucleotide messenger RNA. The record is from the annotation of a GenBank genome assembly. NCBI's taxonomy places the organism in Eukaryota, Metazoa, Arthropoda, Insecta, Hymenoptera, Braconidae.